UGUUGGGUCAGUCAGUGCGGCUUAAAACACUGAGACCUGCCUUUCGGGGAUGCCGCCACGUCUGGCCGACCGUCACUAAUUAAUUGGGCCAUUGUCUGAGGGCGCCGAUGCGCACUGGCGAUCGCCGCCAUUCUGGAAGUGUUCUGAUACUUUCCCUUUUCCGAUAAAGCACCGAAUCUCUGAGCAGGCUGCCCGCUUUCAUUAGGGAGGGACAGCUGAUGGAGCUGUGAUGUUCAGCCUGUAAGCGUGGAGACAGCUCAUCAAACUGGGGAGGAUCAAUGGAGCUGCGCUGAGGAGACGCGAUGUUGCCACCCUCAUAUCCUGUAACAUCCAUAAAAAUCCAUAAAACGUAAUACAUCCCAUGCGAAGGUUAGACUCAGACACUGUCCCCCGUCCUCCGCAGCUUUGCUGUCCAUCCUGGUGCAAGUGCAUGCAUGGACCUCAUUUUGUUUCCCUGCGUAAAGGAAGAUGCGGACGCCUGUCCACUUGAAGAUAAUGUAAAAUAUAUUUGACGUUGGAAGUACUUGACCAAAAACAGCAGUUUUGUACCCCAAAAGAGCAUUUUAAGAGACCUGUGAAAGCAGGGGGCUCUCACCAUGGUGCUGCCCUCUCCAGACAAGCGCCACGUGUGUCUCACCACCAUCGUCAUCAUGACCAGCAUGGCCUUCAUGGACGCCUACCUGGUGGAGCAGAACCAGGGCCCGCGGAAGAUCGGCGUGUGCAUCAUCGUGCUGGUGGGGGACAUCUGCUUCCUCAUCGUGCUACGCUAUGUGGCUGUGUGGGUGGGCGCUGAGGUCAAGACGGCCAAACGCGGCUACGCCAUGAUCCUCUGGUUCCUCUACAUCUUCGUGCUGGAGAUCAAGCUCUACUUCAUCUUCCAGAACUACAAGGCAGACCGGCGGAACCUGGAGACGGUGGCCCGCAAGGCCCUGACGUUGCUGCUGUCCAUCUGUGUGCCGGGCCUCUACCUGGUGCUGGUGGCACUGGACAGCAUGGAGUACAUCCGGACGUUCCGGAAGAAGGAGGACAUGCGUGGCCGCCUCUUCUGGGUGGCCCUGGACCUGCUGGACAUCCUGGACAUCCAGGCCAACCUGUGGGAGCCUCAGAGGACGGGGCUCCCGAUCUGGGCCGAGGGCCUGAUGUUCUUCUACUGCUACAUUCUGCUGCUGAUUCUGCCCUGCGUGUCGCUGAGCGAGAUCAGCAUGCACGGCGAGCACCUCUCCCCACAGAAGAUGAUGCUCUACCCGGUCCUCAGCCUGGUCACCAUCAACGUGGUCACCAUCCUCAUCCGCGCCGUCAACAUGGUGCUCUUCCAGGACAGCCGCGUCUCCACCAUCUUCAUCGGCAAGAACGUGGUGGCCAUCGCCACCAAGGCCUGCACCUUCCUGGAAUACCAGCGGCAGGUGAAGGAGUUCCCGCAGAACGCCAUCGCCAUGGAGCUGCAGCAGAACUCGGUCACCCACAACCAGGCCCUGCCCAACUCCACCACGCUGCCGCACGAACAGUCCCCCGCCCGCGAGAUCAUCGACACAUGACGAAGACGCCCCACGGGUCUGCCGCGUGCGCUGGCGACGUCAGGUCCUUCCCCUGUUUUUCCAGCUGGGUGGGGCCUGCUCUGUGCCCAAA
This is a messenger RNA of Megalops cyprinoides (Indo-Pacific tarpon), 1626 nucleotides long. It is a transcript of the gene tmem121ab, whose product is annotated as transmembrane protein 121Ab. Bases 597 to 1535 code for a protein of 312 amino acids. The transcript has a single exon. The record is from RefSeq and is a predicted model, not a curated record. Lineage: Eukaryota; Metazoa; Chordata; Actinopteri; Elopiformes; Megalopidae.